AUGAAUGACAAACUAGUCUUCUUGGGGCUGCUGUACUUCGUUCAGGGCAUCCCCUACGGCCUUCAGUCUUCCCUACUUCCCGUGUACCUGCGUGGAGCUGGGCAUUCACUGACACGCAUUGGCUUCACCAAGAUCCUGUACUUCCCAUGGGUUCUCAAGGUGCUUUGGGCCCCAUUGGUGGACAGGAUUGGGACAAAGCGGCGUUGGCUGGUGGCAACAGUAUCUGGACUGGCGCUGACAUGUCUCACAAGUUCUGCACUGGCUCCAGAGAUGCACAUCUGGGCAGUGGCAGGAACCCUGCUAGCCAUGAAUACCCUUGCCUCUGUUCAAGAUAUUGCAGUGGAUGGCGCUGCAGUGGGACUGUUGAAAGGGCGCGGGGAACUCGGACUGGGUAACACAGCCCAGGUUGUGGGCUAUAAAGCCGGAUCAGUGUUUGCUGGUGGCGGACUGCUUGCUGUGAUUGACGUGGCCGGGUGGAGCUGGAUGUUUAUGCUGCUAACGUUCGUGUAUGCAGGCGUGGCUCUUUUUGUGUGGGGGGCUCCUGUGUUGGAUGAAGAACCUGUGAGGGGCCAGUCGGCAGAUGGGAGCAGAAGAGGAGGGCAGACUGGCGAUGCUUUGAUGCCAUGGAGAGUGUGGAGGAAGCUGUUGGCUGUCCCAGGUACCGCUUGGACAGUCCUCUAUGUGCUGACAUACAAAUUAGGCGAGCAAGGUGCUGUCACCAUGUUUCCCUUGUUUCUGUUGGAUCACCACAUGACUGCCAGAGAGCUCGGCUUCUGGAACGGCAUCAUCGCCAUGGGCUUCUCCAUCUGUGGCUCCUCACUGGGAGGGUUAUUGCUCGCACAGUUCAGUAUCGGCGCUCUCAUGCGACGUGUUUUUGUGUUGCGGACCAUUAGUAUGGUCUUCCAGAGCUCCUUACUCACUGUGCUGGAACCGUCGUCACUCAUGACAGGUAUGGCCGUCUUGAGUAUGAGCGUUCAACACUUCCUGGGUGGUCUGAUCACCACGCUCACCUUUACGACCAUGAUGCAUUGCACUCAGAGGGCAGAGGAGAGCAUUCAGGCAACUCACUACAGUUUCCUGGCAACUCUGGAAGUGUUGGGAAAGCUGAUGUUCAGCGCUUUGGCCGGAGGUGUGGUAGAUUGGUUCGGCUUCCAAGUGGCCUUCCUCUUCUUCCUUACCCUCUCCGCUGGAACAGCCCUGCACGUGUGGACGGCUACUUUUACUGGUGCUCUCAGGGAACACCAACUCAAAGAGCAGCCCAAAUGA
Messenger RNA from Nerophis lumbriciformis (worm pipefish), 1266 nucleotides. The record is from RefSeq and is a predicted model, not a curated record. Lineage: Eukaryota; Metazoa; Chordata; Actinopteri; Syngnathiformes; Syngnathidae.